AUCUUUCUGACGCGUCUUUUUGUUUCUAACGCGAUGUUUUAACUUUAUAAACUUCUCUUUUCCGCCGUCACUUCCGUCUUUCACCGAGUUUUAACGGUCCAGCAGCUCCUCGGUCCCGUAUGAUGCCGGAGCGGGAAGUUUGAAAGCGGCUAGCUGAAGUUAGCACGUCGACUAACAGUUCUCUGACAGCCCACAACACCUUUAGUUAAAAGUUAAUUAAAGUAUUAAUAAGUAUAUGGAUCAGUAUGUCGUCCCGGCUGGCCUCCAGCUCAGACAGACAGCGGGGUUCAUCCGGUGAAACCAGUCCGGAUCAGUCCUCCUGCAACUCGGACACCGGGGACGUUUUGAUCCGGUCCACUCGGGUUCUUCCUCUGGAUCGGGGACAUGAAGGUAAACCGGGACCGGGAUCCGGAUCUGUCCACAUAACCGUCCAGAAACUGCGGGACCCGCUCGUCCAGCCUCCUCUGUCCGAGCAGCAGCAGCGGAGCUCCGGGUCGGAGAAGCGGCAGCAGCGGCUAAAGCCCCGACAGAAGCCGGAGAAUGCUCCUCCUCUGCGGGUAGUGGGACACAGUCAGACCGACGGACUGAGGAAACCUGGACUGACCAAGGAGAACAGAGAGCCCAGAAGAAGACAGCGUCCAGCAGCAGAGUCCAGUCCAGACAGGAAGCUCUCAGCUGGGACACACAGCGACCAGCAGCCUGGUGACGACCUUCUGACGUCCCGUUUUGCUGCUGGAGGUCGUGGAGUCGUCCUCGCCGCUCUGAAACAACGGUCUCACAGUGCCCCCAACAGGAGGGAGGUCAGAGUGCAGCUGUUGGACCCAGAGCCCCUCAGGACCAGCUCCCAGGACGCUCCUGCUCCCAGCACCAGCUCCAAGGAUGCAGUGGGUGUGGCGGGGGUCCAGAUGGAGGCGGGGCUGUCCUCUGGUUGCCUUAAAGAUGCCACCAAUGCGGCAGCAGCUGCUGCAGCUGCAGCUGUAGCUGCUGCUGCUCCUCUCAUCAAGGCUCAGUCAGAUAUGGAGGCUCGAGUGUGUCACCUGGCUGAAGGAGUUCAGAGGCUGCUGCAGGCCGACAGGGAUGGUGGAGACAGGGGGCGGAGCCUGAGCCAGCAGACGCUGCAUUACCUGGAGACGCUGCACAGCCAGCAGCUGCAGCAGCAGAGCCAGCUGCUGGAGUCAGCCCUCAGGAUGAUGACAGGCCACGCCCCUGCGACCCGUGACCUCACAGCUUCAGGUCAGUCACUCCGUCUGCAGGUCACUCAUCUGGACACUGCAGCAGACGUCCUCAGCAACCAGCAGCAAAGCUCCUCGGCAACCAGAACCGCUGCCGCCGCUGUGGAGACUGGCCCAGUUGCUAUGGCAACACCCUACCAUGACCAAUGGCCAGAGCAAACCAGAGAUGACUGGUAUGGCAGAGGAUCUCCCAGUGUUUCCACAGCAACCCAGCCAGCUGCAGGAAGUCACCCGCAGUCCUCGACCAGUCACAGUCAGGCGGUGGCGAGGAGAGCCAAUGAGACGCUGAGGGAGAUGGGACGUUUGAAGGCUGAGAUGAAGAUGCUGCUGACGCCAGAAGACUCUCUGAUAACCAUUAGACCUGGACCAGACCACCACCAGGCCCAACAAAAUCUGCUUCAGUCCCAAGAAUCACACUCCAAUCCAAACCAUUUACAAUCCCAGUCCCAACAAUCCAAGUCCCAGUCCCAACAAUCUAAGUCCCCGUCCCAACGACCCAAGUCCCAGUCCCAACAAUCCAAGUCCCAAUCCCAACAAUCCCACUCCCAGUCAGAACAAUCUCAUUCCUUGUCCCAACAAUCCAAAUCCCAAGAAAACCUGCUUCAGUCCCAACAAUCCAAAUCCCAUAGAAACCACUUACAGUCCUCACAAUCCCAGUCCCAAAGAUCUCAUUCCCAGUUGCAACAGUCCAAGUCUCAAGAAUCUCAUUCCCAAUACCAACAAUCCAGAUCCCUACAAAACCUGCUUCAGUCCCAACAAAACCACUUAGAAUCCUCAGCCCAUCAAUCUCAUUCCCAGUCCCAACAAUCCAGAUCCCAACAAUCUCAUGCCCCAUGCCAGCAAACCGAGCUCCAACAAAACCAGUCUCAAUUCCAACAAGUCCAGUCCCAACAAAGUCUGACCCAUCAAGCCCAGCCCCAGUUGUCCCAGCAGUCCCAGUCUGUGGUGGUCCAGAGGAGGCCUGUGGUCCCGUCCAUGUUGGAGGAGGCGGGUCUGGUUCUCCGUCAGGUUCGGCGACAGAAGAAGGUUUUGGAGGAGAACCUGGAGGCUCUGCUGAGAGCCAAAACUGGGGAGGUCCUGAACUGCCAACUGGAGGCAAUGGUUGCUAACAGAGACUGGACGGAAGAGGUUCGGAUUAAGAAGACAGUGGACGCCUGGAUCAGCACUUUAACCAAAGACAUCCAGGCUGAGAUGUCCUCAGAGGAUGCUGCACUGACAUCACAGCAGGGGGCUGCAGGGAGCUCCGCCCACACAGGUAGGGGGAGGCCAGUGAGCGCGCCCAAAGGAACACGAAGUAAGAAUGUGGCGGGGAGAGGAAGCAGAGGACAGACAUCUGGACACAGAGCGCUGCAGGGGGCGGAGCCUGACAGAGCCACAGAUAGGCUGGCGGAGAGUGACAGAGAAUCAUACCUGACUCAUCUGUACGGCAGAGCUCCGUAUGAAGGUCUGAGACGAACCCUGAAGAAGAGUCCCUACCUGCGCUUCAGCUCACCUGCCUCGCCGCUCGGCAGGAAGCCACGCCCCCGGCUGGUGGAGAGCGUCACAGGUGUGAAGGUGAAGUCCUGUAAAACUCAGACGUGUUUGCCUCCUCCCAUCACUCCGUCACCUGCACGACCUCAGCAUCAUGACAUCAUCAGGGGCUCCCACCUGACCUCUGGUGACCCCACUGACCUUUCAGUGACUCCUGCUGACACUUUCUCCGUUCCCAUGGCGAUCCCUCUGGGUCGUCCCAGGAUCGACUCCUCUUCCAGGUGUCUCACUGAGCGUCAACAGGAAGUGACAUCACCACCUGCAGCUCUUCCAGAGUCUAGCAUGGUUGCCGUGGACGAAGGAGCACCGGAGCUCCAGUCUCAGGAGGAGCAACAGGAUGCAGGUGAAGUUCCUCCUUCUCCUCCCCUUCCUCCUCCUCCUCCUCCUCCUCCUCCUGCUGACAUCAUCGAGAAGAAGAGUGAAGAAGAGGAGAAUGAAGAGGACGUCUUCCCUGGAACUGACUUUCAGUCUGUUGUUGACAUUGCCCAGCAGCAGGAGGAGGUGAGUGUUGUGGGUGAGGAGGCGCUGGAGUUGGAUGGAGGUCCGUCUCCCCCUCCGGUCCUGUAUCAGGGUCCAGUCUUCCCUCCACAGGCGCCCUCUGCCCUCCCUGCCCAGGAUCAAGGCUCCAUCCCGGGCCUCAACCCGCAGACAGACGCCCUGGAGAACCGUCUGGUGGAAUGGGUGGAGCAGCAGCUCAUGUCCAGGAUGAUCUCAGAGAUGUACCGCCCCCCUCUCUCUGACCCCGCCCAGAACGACUCCACAGACCAAUCAGAGUCCAGGGAGCAGAGCGUCACCUCAGAUAUCGUGGAGGCAGCAGGAGGUGGAGGUCUGCAGCUGUUUGUGGACUCCAACAUGUCGGUGGACUCGGCUCUGAUCCGUCAGCUGGUCAAUGAGGUUCUGGCAGAACACGUGGCCCUGAUGCUGGGACAGAGAGACUCCAUAGAACCAGGACCAGAGCUGGAACCAGAACCUGGGCCAGGAUCACAUCAGGAGGACAAACCAGUACCACUGGUCCCUACACCAGUACCGACGCCUCCACCCAGCCCCACACCUUCCAGCAGGGAGACACCAGUCCUGACCACACCCCCUCCAUCUGAACCAACCAGCCUGCUGAAUGAGGAGUCUCCUCGGCCAAUCACAGCUCCAGAGCCUGUAGCCACGCCGACCUCCAGCCCUGAGCCCGCCCCCUCAGCAGGAAGUCCUCCUGCUGCCCAUCAAGCCCCGCCUUCUCUAACCUGGGGCAACGCUGAGCUGCCAUUGGAUGAGGAGAGACCUGAGGAGCACCUGGAUACACGCCCGCAGCCUCUGGUGAUGUCAGUAGCACAGGAGGAGCCUCCUCUCUCCUCCCCUUCUCUUCCCUCCAUCCCUCCUGCUCUCUCCCCGUCUCCUCCUCCUCCUCCUCCUCCUGGUCCUGACCCCAGACCAGCGUCCCCCUCCAGCUCCUCAGAGGACUCCAGCACCAGUAGCACCAGUAGCACCAGUAGCACCAGUACAGUGACAGCAGGGACUGAAGCAGCGCUGAAGCACAUCUCAGAGGGAGAGCUGCUCAUCAGUGUCAACCAGCUGGCUGCCAUGACAGAGGAGGAGGCUGUGUGCAGUUUCUCCAGCUCUCUUCAGGAGCUGCAGGACAUGGACUUUGACCCCCCCAGUGAGGGACAGGUCAGAGGUCACAAUCUCCUGCUGAACAAGAUGGAGCAGAGAGUCAUACACCCACCCAGAGGAGAGAGGCCACAGCCAGAGGGCGCCUGGGGAAGGGAUCAGGAGGAGGAGGUGAGCGUGGGUGAGGUGAGAGACGACUGGACCACAAAACCUCACAGGACUACAAAUACCAAGAGCUACAGCAAGAGUACAGCAGGCCAACGGGAUCAAACCUCACCUGGACAGAUCAGUCAGUGUGCAGAUGUGUCAGAGGGCAGUUUAGGAGCAAUUAAUCAGGACUCGGUUGCCAUGGGUGACCUGACGAUGGAGCCAGUUGGUACGCUGUCCUCUGACCUCCAGACUGACCUGACACUGUCUCCUCCUCCACACCUGGAGGACACACACACAGCGGGACAGGUUGUUGCUGUCAGACCGAUCCACAGACAAACAGCCGAGCAGCAGCAGGGAGGAGGCGGGAGGGUGGACGUUCACCUGCCCUCCAUCACACCACAGGAGGAAGAAGAGGAGGAGGAGGAGGUAAUGGAGGAGGUCAGUGCAGCUGCAGACGCAGAGUCCUCCUCUGAUGAUGUUUUCUAGGAAGAAAAGACAAUCAUCAUCAUCUUUAUUCUAACAGGCUGAUGAUUUGAUGAUGUCACACUUUGCUUUAAUAACAAACACUGUUCAG
Molecule: messenger RNA, 5085 nt
Organism: Epinephelus fuscoguttatus (brown-marbled grouper)
Lineage: Eukaryota; Metazoa; Chordata; Actinopteri; Perciformes; Serranidae
Product: KIAA0586 ortholog
Exons: 29
Coding region: 246-4997 (1583 amino acids)
Biological process (GO): smoothened signaling pathway
Cellular component (GO): ciliary basal body; centriole
Source: RefSeq, a predicted model, not a curated record